Molecule: messenger RNA, 13429 nt
Organism: Leptidea sinapis
Lineage: Eukaryota; Metazoa; Arthropoda; Insecta; Lepidoptera; Pieridae
Product: oxysterol-binding protein-related protein 6-like
Exons: 17
Coding region: 142-2001 (619 amino acids)
Cellular component (GO): cytosol; perinuclear endoplasmic reticulum; intracellular membrane-bounded organelle
Molecular function (GO): cholesterol binding
Source: RefSeq, a predicted model, not a curated record
GAUCCCUGUGUGUCAAUAGAGGGCGCUUCACCGAACGUAAAGAAAGACAGACGAAAAUUCGGUUUGCGUAAAAAGAAAUCCAGUAACAAAUGCACUUCCGUUGAUCUUCAACCGCCGCAUAUAGAUCUUUCUAAUUCACAUAUGGCUCUCUCAACUCUAACUGCUCCCCCAUCUCCUGGUGGCUGUGCAUCGUCAGUUCCUAAUUCCGCUGCGUCCUUACCUAUAGCGUGUGCUGCCACUCGGCCACAAUCCUUGCCUGGAGCUGAAGCCCUGAAUGCUGCACCAGCCAGCCUUUGCAGCUUGACCCCGGACCAUCAUUUGCGGGAGGACUUCACCGUGCUUGCCAAAGAUCUGGUUACCAGCUUGAAGAGUAUCGUCGCCACUUUAGUUUGCGAGCGAGGUCGUCUUCGCGCGGCCAUGGAGUCACCGGAAGGUGUGCGCGGGUCGGGGGGUUCGGGGUUGGUGGCCGCACUCAGGACCAACCUGUCCACUGCACUGCACCAAAAUUCCGUGUAUCGUACAGAGCUACGGUCCCGGCUGUCUCGGAUACACGACGCGUCCGACCUAGCGGAGAUAUCGUCCAUGGGGGCCAACUCUGACAAUCCUCAGUUCAAGCACUCUCUUAGCUACAGCUCGUCCUGUGUCUCCGCCUCCGAGUUCUUCGAUGCGGAGGAACACGACGAGGAAGACCUGAAGCCCACUACCAUCAUCGCCAACGAGUCAGGAGUGAUAGAACUGGACGGUGACUCUACUUCGGAGGCGGGGUCCCUCAGCAGCGAGGAUGGGUCAGCUAGCUCCGAUAACAGCGAAGCACCAAUUGGUCGCGUAGGCGAGCGUCCGUCGAGUCAGCUGUGUCCGCUGAAUCCUCCCACGGAGUGGUCGCGCCGGUCCCGCCUCCCCUCCCCGCGACCUAAUCCGGGAGGGCCCAGCCUCUGGAACCUGCUCUACAAGAACAUCGGCAAGGACCUCAGUCAGAUAUCCAUGCCGGUCACCAUCAACGAGCCGCUCAACAUGCUGCAGCGUCUCUGCGAAGAAUUGGAGUACAGCGAGCUGCUAGAUACCGCGGCUGGUUGUGUUGACAGCGUGGAGCGAAUGUCGCUGGUGGCGGCUUUUGCCGUCUCGGCGUACGCGGCUUCGGCGCAUCGAGCGGCCUCCAAGCCGUUCAACCCGCUGCUGGCGGAGACCUACGAGUGCAUCAGAGAAGACAAGGGCUUCCGGUUUCUGGCCGAGCAGGUGUCCCACCAUCCCCCGGUGUCGGCCUGCUACGCCGAGUCCAGCAAGUGGACCUUCUGGCAGGAGGCAAGGAUCAAGACCAAGUUCUGGGGCAAGUCGAUGGAGUUCCAGCCCGCGGGGAAUGUGCAUCUCAAGCUGUCGACGACGGGCGAUCACUACACAUGGAACAAGGUGACCACUUGCGUGCACAACCUGUUCGGCGGGCAGCGUUGGGUGGACCAGUACGGAGAGAUGCACAUUGUGUGUCGCGGCUCCGACAUCACCUGCAAACUCAACUUUGUCAAGGCUAGCUCGUGGUCCAACAGCCGCCACGAGGUCCGUGGCGCCGUGUACUGCGGCGGUCGUCCUCGCCUGAGACUCCACGGUCGCUGGUCCGAAGGCCUACAUGCGGGGGAGCCGCCCGCCGCACGAUCGCUAUGGCGUCCUGGCGCCAUGCCUCCGGAGUAUGAGCUGUACUAUGGGUUCACGAGGUUCGCGAUGGAGCUCAACGAGAUCGAGCCUGGCACCAGGGAGCUGCUGCCUUACACCGACACCAGGCUAAGGCCGGACCAGAGGGCGCUCGAGGAGGGUGACGUGGAGGGAGCGGAGCAGUACAAGCUACAGCUGGAGCAGGCGCAGCGAGAACGGCGGCGGCUCGCGACCGAUCACACGCCCGCUUGGUUCCGUAAGACGAUGGAGGACGGCGAAGAGGCCUGGGUGUUCGCGGGCACGUACUGGCGCGAGCGCGAGUGCGGGUUCCCCAACAACAACGCGCCGCGCCUGUGGUGACCCCCCCGCCUGUGUCUACACUGUGUUAAACAGUACGAGGUGCUGUGUUAGCGGUUGUGUCGAAAGCUUCGCUUGCUUUAGUAUAAACUAUUGUUACGCAAAGUGCAUCGAGAUAUGUGAUCUAAUUAUAAUGUAAUUCAGAUCAGAUUGGCCUGAAUCAAAAAAUAUUAUUUAAUUUAUUAUGAAUAUGAGUACAUAGGGCUUACUAAUAUGACACUUGAAAAUGACAUGAGACAUAAACGAAAAGACAAACAUUGAUUUAAGUUCAAUAUAAAAAAUUACACAAAUUAAGUUUGUAAAAACUCUCAGGUUGUGCGUCAUGAGAGUUGAACAUGAAUCAAAAUUUAUGAACGUUACGUCACUCGAACGGUUGGCUCAGUGGAAGAGCGCUUGCAAGGAGCGCGAGAGGUCACGUAUUCGAGUCCCGCAGCGUUGAUUAAUUUUGUUUUCAAAUUUAAUAUGUGUAAUUUAAUCCUCUGGGAUUUUAAAAAGUGAUAACCCUCACUCAUUGAAAAGAUCACUUAUCUUUAUACACUGUAGGUCUAUAUUCCUUUAACGAGAGAAUUUUAAUAUACUUGUAAGUAAAAUGGUAUUAGAACGUUGUUAGUAUUUGGAUAUUUUUGUUGAGUUUACAUUACGUAGCUCUGAUGAAACUUGUUAAGUAUUAUUUGAAGCUUGGCUUUGUGUAGUUUUUUUUUUAUAUUUGAAGUGUUUUUUUUAUACGUAACGGGGCUGUUUUAAACUAUAGUCCUGUCUUGUAAGCUAAUGAUUUAUAGAAAUACAAUUCAGCUUUGUCUUUAGACAAUAAUUUUUUACUAUCAUGGGCCACUGACCUCCACUAUAUACCACUGGACUGGCGGCUGUCAAAGUGCUUUUGUGCCUGUUUGAUAUUCGCUGUUGGCCAUGUAGCGAGAUUCUGCGGUACUAAAACUAGUGAUGACAACCUCAGCAAACAUCGAUAGAUGGUGGGAAACUAUUUACAAAAAAAAAUUGUGUACUUUUUACGUUGAUUCUUGAAGUAUAAAUAACACGGAAAACGAACGAAAUUAAUUCAAAUUGCAAAAAUACUUCAGAAUAUUGUACGUUCCUUCGCAGCCAUUUGUAUUAUACGUCAAAAUUAGUUCUCAGGACGUUCGCGAGUGGCGCUUCAAAUAGGCACAAAAAAUUUGCUGUCAAACAUAUGGAACAGCCUGUCCAGUGUUAUUUAUGCAGGUCAGUGGUCAUGGACUGAUACUAGGGUUGCCAAUCGUAGUCUGAAAUAGUACUCUGUUUCAUAAAGGUGUACUCCAUAAAUGUUUUUAAACUUUUAUGAAGUCAUCAUCAUAUAUCAUCGCGGAACUUUAACAUUGUAAUUAUUAUGAAGGGUACUCACGAUAUAUAUUUUAUUAAUUUGGUGCCGAUAUUUUCGCCGCGACCGCUAUUCAUGCAAUUUUUUCGAAAAAUCUGCACCAUAUUAAUAAAAUGUAUGUCCAGAGUUCCCGUCAUAAUAACUGUAUUCUAUAAUCCAUUACACUAAUAGAUUUCGCAGAUAUACUAUCUUUUUUUUUUUGCAAAAAAAGGUUUUUAGGUACUUGUUGGUGCCCAAAGCCAUUGCCCAUUAAAACUUGGGUGUUUCUGAACGCUGUGUGCGGGACAGUCACAUGUCAAUGCGACAAGUUGUCGGAGGAAAGAAAAUACAUUCUAAAUAAUCCAAUAAAUGAUAAUUAUUAUUCUAUAUUUACACUUUUCUGAAAACAGACAUACUCUACAUCUUCCAGAAAAAUUUGACAACCCUAGCUGAUACGUACGUAUAUGAAAUAUUUUUAGUUUUUGUGAUAAAUUUUAUUGCCAACCUCAUUAAUAUAUAAGAUAAUUUGAAUCGAUAAUUGAAAUGUGUAUUAUGAAGGUUCUAAACAAUUUAUUUUCUUACAUUUGUUUUUCAACAUUACAUUCCUUGCCACGAGAUAGAAGGUAUAUCUACGACAUAGUUUUACAUUGUUAGUCGUUGCUAAUUUCAUAAUUGCCCGUUAAAGUCGUGAUAAAUUUGCUAUAUUACUUUUUCGCACAAUGUUUACUUUGAUUUUUUAUUUAUUUAUAUAAAAUUGUUAUUUAUAUUUCGUUUCUUGUUUUAAAUUUGUUGUCAAUUUUAACUAAUGACGAUGAUAAAAAUCAUAGAAGUCUAAAUAAUGUCCGGAGCGUUGCAAACGAAUGAAGCAAUUUAUAUACUAUAUAUGUAUGUAUAGGCGACAGUUGUCCACCAAACAAUCAAAUCAUUUGUUUACAAUCAGCAAUUUCAAUAACUUUCUUAUUUAGAUUUCUAUGGUAAACAUUCAUUUGAGGUUAGAGGAAUCAUUUAUUUUAACCGAUUAAUCUCACUUCUAGUCGCAGAACAGAGUUGUGAAAAAGUAUAAAAUACUGCUUACCAAAACUUAUAUUCUGUUAUGUUUGUGUAAAUGUGGGUUGCCAAUCUAAUUGCUACCAUCAUCAGCCGGAAGACGUCCACUGCUGGACAAAGGUCUCCCCCAAAGAUCUCCACGACGACCGGUCCUGCGCUGCCCUCGUCCAACGUAUUCCGGUGAUCUUGACCAGAUCGCCGGUCCAUCUUGUGGGGGUCCUACCGACACUGCUUCUUCCGUUGCGUAGUCGCCAUUCGAGGACUUUUCUGCCCCAUCGGCCAUCUGUCCGUCGAACUAUAUGCCCUGCUCACUGCCACUUCAGUUUCGCAAUCAUUUGGGCUAUGUCAGUGACUUUGGUUUUCCUACGGAUCUCCUCAUUCCUGAUUCGUUCUCGCAGGGAAACUCCGAGCAUAGCCCUCUCCACUUCCCUCUGAGCGACCAUGAGCUUCCUCAUAAGUGAUCUGCCCAUGCGAGUUGGAUUCGACGAGUGACCUCUUUCGCGAAAUUGGACCUGCCUACCUGGAUUGUUUGUCCAAGGUAGACGUACUCGUCAACAAUUUCGAGAGUACAGUCCCCAAUUGUUACGGGAAUAGGUGCGAUAGGGUUUGGUCUAAUUGCUAAGAUAAUCUGUAUUCGACAAAACCAAUGACAUUCUUUACAUAGAGACAAUGCGUCGUAUAAAAACAAAGCUGAAAUAUGGAACAUGCCACAAAUUACACCAUAAUAAGGUUUGACGGCAAAUCUAUACAUUGCCGCAUUUAGUCCAGUUGUUGAAAUUAUUCUUAGUCAAUAAGCAGCUAUGUAAAAAAACAUUUAUUCAGUUUAGGUCUGAUUCAGAUAAUGACACUUGAUACACAACAAAGGAGAAAAGUGUGCUUACAUUGUCUCUUAGCACACUUUUGCCGUUCCGCUAUCAAACUGCGAAUGAUAUGUCCAUGUGCCUAGAACCUCAUUGGAUAAAACACUUUAUUUACUCAUGUUUUGAAUUUCAGUGCAAGUCAGUGACGUUCUAUUCAUAUAGACAAUGCACCUCAUACAAAAUCAAAGCCGAAAUAUGGAACAUGCCACAAAUGACACCAUAAUAACCUUCGACUGUUAUGUCUAUACAUUUCCGAUUGUGUCCUUUCAUCUGUCCCAUUCUGACAAGCGGGUCUUGUCUGGGGACUUGUCAAUAAUAUUGUACCAUAUUUAAUGAAAACAUUUUUGUUUUAUUAAAUUACUUCCGCUUUUUGCAUAUCAAUCUUAUAUAAUAAAAUAAUCUUACCGAUGAUAAGUCACACUAUCUUUUUUUUGUGUCGUUAAUGUAUUAUUUAAGCACUUUUUAUAACACACUUAGGCUUGUUAAUUGACACACAGUUCACACACGACUAUGGAGAAAAGUGUGCUUACAUUGGCUUUAAGCACACUUAUGCCGUUCCGUUAUAAGACUGCGAAUGAUAUGUCCAUAUGUAUAGAACGUCAUUGGUGCAAGUUCAAAAUAUAUAAUCUGACUGCUACAUUCCCGUCAUUAUUUCUGUUUUCCAUCAAAAGCUGUCAGACUCUUUUGUUUUAGAGAGUUAUACUCAAUAUUAAAAUGAAAAAAAUGUCGCUUCACAUAACAUGUGUCCUAAAUACACAUCUGCGAGUAUUUUUGUUCACAUGUUUAAAUAAUUUAAAUAGCGAAAUUACUGGGCAAAUGACACUUAACAUAUCAUGUCUCAAGAUGACGAGCGCAAUUUCAGUGCCGCUCCGAAUAUUUGGGUUUUUCGGGAACCCUGAGCGGCGCUGCAUUGUAAUGGGCAGGGCGUUUGAGUUACCAUCAGCUGAACGUCCUGCUCGUCUUGUGCUUUAUUGUCGUAAAAAAAUACUGCUACAGACGUCUCCGAGUGAUGCUGGAGGUCGGUGGUUUUCCCCUUGUUCGGCCACGCACUCUCUAAGAACAGGCUGUGGUGUUUCCUCUGCCUCCAUGCAAACUCUGUAUAAUCUCCUGUGUGAUAUGCUUAUGAUAAUUAGAUGCUAAUUUCAGGGACAUUGGCCGGUUAUAAUAUUGAACCCACACACACCGAUUCGGUUGGCAACUCAUGUCUAAUAAUGUCAUAUUAGUUUAUUUGCUGAACUGUCAAAAUGACUUUUCACUGUAACACUGUAUUUUUUUUUAUUUGAUAUUGCUUUUCCGGCUGGUGUGACAUUGUCUAGAUUCAAAUAGUUUUCUGUCAGCGUUUACGCCUAAUAUACAUCGAAACAACCUUUAUAUUAUAUAAAUUUAUUUAACGUAUAUGUAACUAAGUGCGAGGCUCCUUUACACCGGAUGCCGGCUAGAUUUUGGGUACCACAACGGCGCCUGGUACUGCCGUGAAGCAGUAAUGUGUAGGCAUUGCUGUGUUACGGCCUGAAGGGCGCCGUAGCUAGUGUAAUUACUGUGCAAAUGAGACUUGGUAACUUAUGUCUCAAGGUGACGAGUUGUAGUGUAGUGCCGCUCAGAAUUAUUGAGGUUUUCAAUUAUCCUAAUUUAGAAAAAAAACAGGUACACUUUUCAAUAUCUUCUUAUGCGUCAACGCUGACAGAGAAGUAAUAUUACUUAGGGGUACAAAAAGGGGGUUGGGGCGUAACAAAGGAGCUAUCUGUGUUGUAACUCGUAACUGUCAUUUAUAUUGACAAUAAAUUAGUAUUUGCCGUUAUUGUUGUGAACUUAGACCGAAAUCAAUUAAUAAUUAUAAUAAUAAUAAAAUAGAAAAAUUAUUUCGGAAUACAAAAUGAGCUUCAGGUCUGUUGCCGCCGUCUGUAUUUAGUCAGUAUUCUACAGUAGAAAUUGAAAUAAAACUAUUUUCAAUAUUACGAGAUUUUUGCUGCUUUUAUAUGCUUUUAGAGGAUAAUUUGAAAAUUUGAUAAUUUUUUCCUAUAUAUUUCACGCCCAAUACAAUUUUGAAUGCCUCGAUAAGUAGGCCCGAAUGCCUUGCGCUUGACUAUAGCGCGUACCCUUUACCAGAAGACUCAAUACGCUCAGAUAAGCGACGCCCGUCAUACAACUUGCGAUAGUUAAGCGACAGUCGCUAUUCCGAGGCGCUUCAUAAUAACUCUCGGUAAAAAUUUUGAUUUGAUUAAAAAUCCUAAAAGCGUUUCCAUUUUUUAAUUUUUUUUUCAAAAUUUAUCGAUACUAUUCAAAAUAGUUUUAUUUCUAACUCGUAAUUAUAUAAAUAUUGUACUUAUCGAUUACGUAUUAGCAAAAUGGAUUGAUCUCAGACUAAAAUAAGUUGAUAGACAGAACGCACCCAAUGAGAACUUACUUUAUGAAUAAAAUCAAGGUGUAUGGGAUGACGUGAGUCCAGCUUAAGCUAUACCCUAUUUUAAAGUUUCAUUUUCAACGAUGUGGCACUGCCUCAUUGCCGAUACGGUACGGUCUACUGCGUUUGGCAAUGUCGGUUUGAGCUCAACUUACAUUGUUGUACACUUUUACUUUGUGUUAGCUGAAUGCAAGUCCGUCUACUAAAUAAAUUAUAGGAUAAUUAAUAUCAAGAUCAAGCAGUUCUUGAGUUGAUAGACUACCAUAGUAGUACAAAUGUUUUUAGUUUUCUUUAGUAUUAAGAGACUGAGUCUAGUGCCAGUGUUUGGUGAGCCAACAUGUCCUGAGGAUGUUUCGUGUAGAGGCGAAACACGUGUCGAAUUGUUCAAAGACAAAUAUUGGCGGAAUUAACACUAAAGAAAGCUCAAAACAUUUGGAUAAUUAUGUAUUUCCGCAAUGUAACGCCUACUUCAAUAAAUUUACCAUAUAAAUCCUACUAAUAUUAUAAAUGUGAAAGUUUGUAUGUCUGGAUGUAUGUUUGAACUUCUUUAACGCAAAAUCUACUGAAUAGAUUUUGAUGAAACUUUACAAUAAUAUAGCUUCCACAACAGAAUAACAAAUAGGCUAUAAUUUAUAAAACUAUUGUGUGAAUUAUACAAAAUAUAAAAGAAGUGUGAUUGUUACUAAUGAAUACAACUAGCGCCAUCUCUUAUCAACUAGCAAGAAAAAGAUCAGUACAAUUUAUAUGGCAAAACAACGUUUGCCGGGUCAGCUAGUUAAGUAUAAAUAUGUUAAGAGUGGCAGUGCCUUGGUUAUGUGUCCUCCCAUAGAGCUUCUGAGUGAGGACGGCACGUGUUGUAUUUACUAUUAGUUAAAGGCAUAAAAGGCAUUAAUUUUCUCAAAAUUGAUUCCUUCAGAAUUCUUUUUGAUGUCAUUUCUAAUAUACUAGACACUACUACCGCUUCGGAAACAAAUGGCGCUCUGAUUAAGCUGCGCAAUAAACUCCCAGCAUUUUUUUUUUGUUCGCUUUUUAAUGAAAUAUACAAUAUUGUAUUGUCAUUGCUAUUGCUAUAAAAUGAUCAAAAUCUAGUCCCAAGCUGUCGGAUCACUUAGGGUAUUCAGCUGUGGAGUAGUUGGAUUUACGACAGCCAUUUUUUAUAAAACAUUUAAAUUUUAAAUAGAUAAUGCCUCAACAGUGGCUGGGAUUAGUAGUGGUAGGAAAAGUAUAUAUUUACACUUAAAGCUAUUAUGUAUCUUAUGUAAUAAUAAUAGUAAUAUUUCUAAUUAAUUCACGCAGCAAUUUUAAGGUACGGGAAGUAAGCUGAUUUCUUGUUUUCGUCAUAUGCAGUUUUCUAUUAUUGUUUUGGUCUGAGAUUUUAUAUGUAUGUAAUUAAAAAUGAAAUGACAUUAUUUAUUAGUAUGUUGUAUUAAGUGUUAAUUCCACGCGUAGUUUAAUUAUAUUAAUGUAGUUUUUGUUAACAAACUAAUCCUAUUUUGGUGAUAUUAUAAUAGUUUUAUUGUUACGAUACUAGAGUAGAUAAUAUUCAGAGGUUACUUAUAAUUAUAAAGUUAAGCUCUGUAGCCGCUUAGGAAUUUGGUUAGCUUACAAAUCAGCGUACUGUCGUAUCUGCUAAUAGUGUUUUUAGGUUUAUUAAUUAUAAAGAUUAUGCAUUAUAUUUGUUACCCUCAUAAUGUUUAUGAGGCAGGAACAGAUCCUUGCUUUACCACUUUUAAACACUCUUAGUGUAUAUUCGAUAUCAGUUCAAAUUCCUUCAGGCUCUGCGAACAAAUCAGUUUGGGAUGUAAUAAUAAGGAUUUGGUUGCAAUAUGCAAGUGCUCUACAUUAUAGUAUUGAAAAAACUUAUACAAAUAUACCGUUACUCGUUUCUCUGUUAAAUCACUAAUACAGUGCUCCAAAAUUAAUAAUGCGCAUACAGAUCUUCGCUAAUGGGCUUAUUCCCGGGAACACCCGAAUCAUUCAAUCGUAAGAGCCCUAAACAAUGCACAAUACGAAAACAAAUGGGGUGGUCGGCUGUGGCAGCCGGUCAGUCAGUCAUCUUUAAGUAUUGGUGUCGACUGCACGUGUUCAGUCUAUGUGGAAUUAUAUAGAGCUCGGGAAAUGGGACCGUUGCCGAAAAGUGCCGAAGAUCUGUAUGCGCAUUAUUAAUAUGGGAGCACUGUACCUCUGAGAAUUAUUUACUCCGUGUAUCUGGUUAUAAAGUUAAGUGCCUUUUAAUAAGGAUUGUUUUUGUAUUCAAUAGGUGUGUGAAAUAUUCCUAGUUUAUCUAGAUAAUUGUCAUUCGUUUCAGAGCCAUUUAUAUAACGCGGACUAAGAAAAGAUAGACCACGAGAUGAAUUUAAUGACAUCAAUUUUGAUGAAUGACCUUCCUUCCUUUAUAUUAUUUUGCCGUAUGGAAUUCACUUAUAUGCAAUAAAUGAAAAUACAAGUAUGUUAUACUAAUCCACAGAACUAUAGUUAAAAUUAUGGUGGUUAAAUAAAUUAAAUCAUUUUUUUUUUAAAUUAUUAUCGAACAAAAAUAAAUAGUAUAAUUUUAGUAAAAGUUGUCUGUAUAGACAACGUGCCUCGAUUCCUAGAAGAGCGGCAACAUGCAAAUAAGUAAAGCACGUAAGUGCAUUGUCAUUGUUUGCGCUGAGUGGCAACCUCGCUUUUCAAAAAUUCAAAUUCAUUUAAAUUGUGAAUUCAAUUAUGCAAGGUGUUCAAUAUGCUCAUUAUUAAAAGUAGACUUUUUGAUCUGAUUAAUUUACUGAUUACGUUUAUUUUGUGUAUAGUCAGGAAAUGAGAUAGCAUUUGGCUACAUUUUCGACAUCUAUAUGAAUUCCAUAUCAUUCUUCGAUAUAAACUGUUUUUCCUUAAACAAUUUACUAAUCUAAUACUAUUUAAUUAUUGACAAUCAAAUAUAAUAUUAUUUAUGAUGUUCAAAAUCCUGUUGUAUUUGUGGAGAGAUUCUCCCCAAGAGAAUGCUUGUAUACGAUGUUAUAAUUUACGUAUCGUUAUACUUACCUAUACACAGUCGAAUAUUAUAUUAAUAAGGAGUUGUGAUGAUUUUAUUUCCAGCAAUUUUUUUUAAUAUUUUGUUAUAUAACGUAACUUGGCAGCUUUAAAAAUACAAUCUUUGAUGCAACUACUUCCAAUAGAGUUUCGUUAUCAUAUCACAUCAACAAAAGAAAACAAAUCAAGGCAGGAUAAUAUAUGACGAUGCUCAGAUUUGCCAACGGGCAGAUGGGCUAAAAGGAACCUCCCACAUUAUAUACAAUAAUGUUUCUUCAAAGCGUCAGCAUCAACAGUCAAGAUAAUAUUUUGAUAGCACUAUAAAAAAAUACGCGUUUUAUGUGGAAAUGUAGCAUUAUUAUUGUCUCGUUUACAGCGCGUAAAAUUAUUCGCUGGUUUUGUGAUUAUUAUAAUAUACAAAUUAUCUAUAUUAUAAUAUCUUUCUUCUCUCAUAUAACUUCUCAGUCUAUAUAUCCUACGGACUACGUACUGAAAACUACUUGAUUAAAAUACGAGUACUCGCCACAUCAUCGCUUCGACUAGUAGUAAAAACUUCUUGAGCCGCGUUGGGCACUAUUUGUAGGGGAAAAAUCUUAUAGUUUCGCGUCACCGACAUGCUUAUGACUGGCGCACACGAUAAAAAAAAUAAUGAGAAAAUAUAUAGUCAGACACUCUUUGGAUAGGAAAAAUCUCAUGAGCUCGCGUCACCGAAAUGCUUAUAGCAGUAUAUCUGUAGCUAUACAGCUGACGUAUUGUGCAACAUUAAUACUGUGUAUAUGUUAAAAAAUUAUAUUGAAUGGGUUUAGUGAAAAGUUCAAUGUGUGUAUAUAUAUAUACUGUGCAUUGUUGAAUUAGUGUUUUUGUUCGAUUAAUAUAUUAUUGAAAAUUUGUUCUAAAAUAAAUUGAAAUUACUAAUUUAAUUGUUUUUAAACAUUAUAUAAUUUCAAAAAUUAAUACUAAAAGUUCUAAGUUUUCACUUCUACCGGCAGUGUACAACUGAAUUUUUUUUUUUAUUAAAUUUGGUCGUUGUUAAUAUAGUGCUGGUUAAUUUAGCUUCAUUUUUAGUCGGUAACAUUAAGCAUCGUGCUUAAUUCACCGUAAAGCAAGUGAUUACGUGGCUCUCGCUUGUUGCUACUUGCUAUAUAUUGCCCUCUCUUUGUCAUACGUCCAUCGGCUUCACAACUCGUAGCUGUAAGCACAGUGGUCGCAUCGCCAGGCGUAAAUUCAGCCUCACAUGGAGUACUGUUCUCACUUCUGGGAGGACGCUCCCCAGUGCCAGCUUCUCCUAUUUGACCGCAUACAACGAAAAGCGACUCGAAUCAUCGUUUCUCAUUCUUUAUCGUUGCGUGGGUGUGGGUUCUGUCUGCUUCUUUUACCGCAUAUAUCACGGGGCGUGCCCACAGGAGUUGUUCGGGUUCAUACCAGUAGUCGAAAUCCACCAUAUCAUGUCGGCAAUUAGGCAGUUCCUACCUCGUUAUGAACCUAAAUAAAUAUAGCACUAGUGUUAAAGUUAAUUUAGUUUAAUUUGGUUCCGUUAUUUUAUUACCAAACUUCCAUUUAACACCUACUCAUAAAGUUUUUCCUUACGAUAGAUACUAAAAAUCUACGUUAAGCAAUCGUUGCUUAUUCCAAAGCUCAACAAUGACUAGUUAGGUCCACAGUGCCUACCUUGCUAGAAAACCAAUGCACGCCCCUGAUCAUGUCAUAACGCGAAACUCCACCAGCAUCCUGAUGACAUCUGGCAUUCCACAACCAUGCUUUUUGCGAGAAACUGGCAUCGCACAGCUAUUUCGUGGAAUCAAAUCAGGCAUCAGUUUUCCCGGCCCGAUACGAAUCAGGGACCACAUCUCUUGACCCCUGGUGAAACGGAUGUCCAUGAGCGGUUCCUUCACCACUUGCCAUCAUGUAAGUCGCUUGCCCGUUUACCCUUUCUUGAAUAAAAAAAAUAUUAGCUAUUGCUUGCGCCACUGUGCUUCGUAACUCCAGAUCUCGAGCGCAAAUAAGUCUAUUUCCAUUUUCUUUGUGCCUUAAGAUAUGAUAGGGUACUACUAAAGCUGUGAGUUAACAGUCAUUAAUUAGCACUGCUUUAUGAAAUAAUGUUAAAGAAAUUUUACAACAGAAAGCAAGAUAUUGUAAUAAAGUAACUUUGAACACUACUAGUCAAUUAUAUGAGAGUAUUUUUCAAUAGACCAUUAUGUAUUUCUACGGGGAAAUCCUAAACCUAAUCAUAUUAGAUACAUCAAACAGUGAAUGACAUUAGUGGAAAUUAAUCAUGUCACUUAGAAUUUGGAGGUACUUUUGUCUAAGUAUGUAUAGCAAACUAGACCUUCUAAUCGGUCGUAUUUAAGUACAUAAUAUUUGAAAAGUGCCGUAAUUAAUCUUCUAUGAUUGGACAAGUUCAAGAACAAAAAUCAAUACAUAUUUAUGACAUGUUAGUAUAUUUAUUAGUAAAAAAAUUCUCGUGACAGAUAAUAAUUGAUUGUGAUGUAAUUUUAUUCUUUAGUCGUGGUGUUAUGUGCUUUUUUAUCAAUAUUGUUACGAUAGUGUAAUACGAGACUAAAAUAAUAGGAUGAUGGAAUACAAAAAUUUGAGAAAGUCAAUUUAAGUCUAAAUUUUACGGAAUGCUUAAUUUUAAUGCAGCAACCCAUUCAUUUUCGUUUCUUCCAAACUUCAAUUGCUCCGUCUAUCUUUUUAUUUUAGUCUAUAAAAAAAGUUACCACAUCGCUUAUGUUUUUAUGUGAAUUUGUUUAGACGAUUAAAAGAUGAGAUUAAGUUUUAAAAGAA